AUGGAUAUAGACGUGAUCUUGUGCGUUGUCCCGGGGAGUAAUUGUCACUGGGUUAAUUCUGAGAACAGAAAAUGACGUACCCAAUAAGAAUUAUUAAUACAAUUUACAAUUUACAAUAUAUUGACAUGUCAAAGGAUUAUAUUGUGAUAAAAAUAUGAUCUAAUCAUUUAUACGCAUUCCUAAAGAAUUCCAGACCCAUUUUUUUUCUUGGCCCUUUGCCCAGACAUGCCAGAUGCCAAACCUGGAAACCUGCAUGGUGUUUUUUGUACGAUACAAGCAGCGAUCAAAGUCUGGGGAUAUGGAGUAUUUUCAAUACAAUAUCCGACGUGUUGAAGUUCAAAGUGCACCCAGAGACAAAUUCUAGACGUGAGAACGAGAGUUUAGUUGAAACACGAUACUCCAUUCAAUAUCACUACAAAACUACAGGCUACAACAGAAGUCAUUGCGCGGAAUCAAUUAAGUCCGAAUACUAACAAACUUAUUGAAACAUAAAUAGGAAGAGAUAUGGACAUGGAUCUGUCAUCAUAUAGUGCUGAUGAUUGGGUAGAACAUUCAGUUCAUGGAAGUGUUUAUCAUGAUGGAAUUAAGUUUAGUGCCUUGGUUGUUCCGUCAAGCAUCGAAGCUAUGAAGACAUUUGAUGUCAGGAAUGAUGAUAUCUGGAUCAAUACUUAUUCGAAGUCAGGAACGCACUGGGCAUCGGAGAUCGUUCAUCUGAUAUUAAACCAUGGUAAUCCAGAGACGAUCGACCGUACGACCACGCAAGGGAACAUCGAGAUGAUCUACUUCCAAAAAGAUUCUUAUGAUGAGGGAAAGACCCGACAUCUCCCAUUCUAUAAGAUCAUAGAGAAGGCGCCCUCUCCUCGCAUCGUACAGUCUCAUCUGCCCGUUAGAUACCUUCCACCUGGAAUUGAUAGUAAGAAAGCGAAGGUGAUCUACGUUGCUCGGAACCCCAAAGAUGUGAUUACUUCCCUCGAUCGAUUCGUCGGAAAUACUGAGAUGGGCGAUUUCAUCAGGUGGCAGGGCGCCCUCAAGGAAUUCAUGGACGGAACAAGAAAUUAUGGCUCAUGGUUUGAUCACGUGAAAACAUCUUGGAAUCUACGUCAUCAAGAAAACAGACUCUUCGUCAAAUAUGAAGACAUGAAAAGGGACCCCAGGGAAGCCGUACUCACCAUUUCCAGGUUCCUUGAGCGCCCUCUAUCGGAAGAAACUUUAGAGAAGAUUGUUGAGCACAGCUCUUUCAAAGGAAUGAAGAAGAGUUAUGAUAAAGUGGAAGAAGAGGGCAAGGGGGACCUCGUCAAAGCUUUAGGAAAGCAAUCAUACAUGAACAAAGGUGUAGUCGCAAGCUGGAAGAAACGAUUCACGGUGAGCGAGAAUGAAGAGUUCGACCGAGUCUAUCAAGAGAAAAUGGCUGACACUGAUUUGCGAUUCGAUUUUGAAUGAAAAAUGAAUAUACCUGAGAAUUUCCGAGAUGACCUGCAACAUAAAUACUUUGCUAGAAAAAAGGAAAAUGUGAAACCCGCGUCUUUUUUGCUUCAAAGGCAAAUUAAUUAUGAUAUUUUACAUCAUCAUAUACAUUUCAAUUAUUCCUAUUGGGACGAACACUUCACGCAUUAAUGAGCAAGGCGAGUUUGAAAUUUUAAUGUCAAAAUCAGGUUGAGCAGAAAAAAUUGAACAAGAUUGGUUCGUGAUACGACAAACCAUGCUCAUUCGAUGAUUGGCUUAUUAGCAUUUCUUUCGUAUUCUUUGUUAAGUUUCUCUCACUGACUCCUUUAAUAAAUGAGAGUGGAUUUAGAUAAACGCGUGAGUUUCUGCGCAAAUCGUUUCUGAUAGGCCUCAUGUCAUUCGUGAAUCAUUUGCUAAGCUGUUCAUUUCAAAUUGAAGAUGAGAUUCCACUCUUACACUUUUGAAAUAGUUGGGCAAAAAUGCCAAAUUUCUAACCAACCAUGGGCAACAUACUGUUCACACAACUAUUGGUUAAAAUCUGCCCAAAUUGGGUAAUCAAUUUGCUCAAUUGGAUUAUUGCCCAUGCAGAAUAUAAUUAUUUAUUUUUACCAACAUACAUUACCCAACACAGUGGACAGUAUGCUGCCCAACAUUUUAAAUGUGUACCAUAAGUAUCAAAUUAAAAGUAAAAACAUAAUAUAUAAUAAUUAUGAAAUCUAUAUCUGAAAACGGGUUACCUUUUGAUGGGACGCACUGUACCAGUCGAGAAGAAUAACAACUACAACCAAUGGCGUAAUAACCCCAAAAGUUAAUAAAGAGGCUAAGUUUUGAAUAAAGUUAAAUGUUUCUGAGAAUAUGCAAGAUGCAAGAAUAAAGGUAUAUUAAUUUAUGUUGUCUCCCUUUACAUUACUUGAGGCCGACGUGGCGUAACUACGGGGGGGGGGGGCGGCAUGUGCUCCCCCUAUCGGAUGGCCAGAAAAACGGAGGAAAAGGAGAAAAAGAAGGAGAAAGAAAGAGAAACAUAGUGGGGGAAGAUGAAAUUAUUGUAUAUUACAUUAUGUUAUAUUAUAUUAUAUUAUAUUAUAUCAUAUUACAUAAGGAUUUUUUAUUUCAUAACUUUAUGAGACAUAAUUAUAGUUUGCUUAGGGCCUAUAUAUGUGUUCAUCAUUCCUGAUGCUCGCAUAGUCGCAUUGUCUGUUUAAUGAGAUAUAUAAUCCUGUUGUACUAAAACAUCCCGUUUUCAAGUCAAUAUACACCAAAUAUAUUUCAUCGCACUUCGAGUUAUUAUUGUUUUAUAAAGUGACAUGAUGUACUACUACAUGUUUCUCUUUCUUAUUAAGGUCUGAAUAUAAACCCUUUUCAGUUCGUGCUUACGUUCGCAUUGGAUAAGCCUAUAAUUAUGUCUGCUCUUGUUUGUUUCUUUGUUUGUUUACUUUUAUUUGUUUGUUUGCUUUUAUUUCUGUAUUCAAAUAAACUUGAUCUCGACCUUUUUGUUCCUUCUA
Lytechinus pictus (painted urchin) is the source of this 2945-nucleotide messenger RNA. RefSeq names its product sulfotransferase 1B1-like. Lineage: Eukaryota; Metazoa; Echinodermata; Echinoidea; Temnopleuroida; Toxopneustidae. Gene Ontology annotation, cellular component: cytoplasm. Gene Ontology annotation, molecular function: sulfotransferase activity. The coding region runs from base 505 to 1440 and encodes 311 amino acids. The record is from RefSeq and is a predicted model, not a curated record. Gene Ontology annotation, biological process: sulfation. The transcript has 6 exons.